UCGCGUGGGUAAUCAUGGAUUUCGUGAGUGAUGUUUUGCAACGAAAUGCUGAAAAAGAAACAAAAUAUAAGACUACAGCAGUCGAAAAAGAUAUAGAUGUCGAAUUGGACAUUGGAAACUUGCUGAGUAGUGAUGGAAAUCCACUUGAUCACGAUAAAUUUAGGUCAAAUCAAGACGAAUGCAUGAGAACCUUAGCACGUGACAACAUACAACUUCUUGUAAAUAAAAUCUGGGAGGUGCCAGUUGAGAGGAUUGAAAACGUGGUGGUUGCCAAGCUGCCACCACCCACUACAGUGAUUCCAAGAGAAAAACGGAUACCGAAACCAAAGCCAGCAUCUAAGUGGCAAGAAUAUGCAAGAGCCAAGGGGGUACAGAAUAAAAAGAAGGGCAGAAUGGUAUGGGAUGAGCAAACAAAGUCAUAUAAACCUAGAUGGGGUUAUGAUCGGGCAAAGGACGACACGAAAGACUGGUUAAUAGAAGUCCCGGCCAAUGCGGAUCCAAAUGAGGACAUGUUUAGCAAAAGAGUGGAAGCAAAAAAAGAAAGGGUUGCAAAAAAUGAGAUGCAGCGAUUAAAAAAUAUCGCUAGGGCUCAAAAAAUUAAAGUCCCAGGAGUUGGACUGACACCAACGAGUGCACCUACAAAACCGCAAGUGGCCAGGGCCCUGACGGCUGCUAAAUUCUCCACACCCUCUCUAGGGAAAUUCUCGGAAAAAAUUCCCAAGGAGGCAAAACAUAUCAAGGUUUCACAUCGUAGAAAGUUUGAUCCUGUCACAGGAAAUAUGGAUACCGAGAAAAAGAGACAAAUGGAAAUUUUUAACAAACUGAACAGCCGCAGGCCUGCGUUGGAUGUAACAAAGGCUGCCAAUAAGGCAUGUGCUCGAGGAAGAAACGGCAAGGAAGAUUGUGGGAGGCAAAAAGAAGAAGACUGCUGCGGAGAAAGAAAGCUAAAGGAAGAGAGAUCGCAGCAGCCACAGAAGGGAAGCAAUGCUCCAGUAAAACGGAAAGGCCAGGAAGGCGAAAGAAAUCUCAUGGGCCCAGUGACAGCUUGGUCUCUAACUUGUGCUGUGCUACUAACUGUGGUCUACUAA
Priapulus caudatus is the source of this 1088-nucleotide messenger RNA. RefSeq names its product ribosome biogenesis regulatory protein homolog. The transcript has 12 exons. Gene Ontology annotation, cellular component: nucleolus; preribosome, large subunit precursor; nucleus. Gene Ontology annotation, biological process: ribosome biogenesis; ribosomal large subunit export from nucleus; endonucleolytic cleavage in ITS1 to separate SSU-rRNA from 5.8S rRNA and LSU-rRNA from tricistronic rRNA transcript (SSU-rRNA, 5.8S rRNA, LSU-rRNA). Bases 15 to 1088 code for a protein of 357 amino acids. The record is from RefSeq and is a predicted model, not a curated record. NCBI's taxonomy places the organism in Eukaryota, Metazoa, Priapulida, Priapulimorpha, Priapulimorphida, Priapulidae. Gene Ontology annotation, molecular function: protein binding.